This is a messenger RNA of Oryza brachyantha (malo sina), 2567 nucleotides long. Its product is annotated as SPX domain-containing membrane protein OsI_08463. The coding region runs from base 277 to 2370 and encodes 697 amino acids. The record is from RefSeq and is a predicted model, not a curated record. The transcript is spliced from 11 exons. NCBI's taxonomy places the organism in Eukaryota, Viridiplantae, Streptophyta, Magnoliopsida, Poales, Poaceae. Gene Ontology annotation, cellular component: membrane. Gene Ontology annotation, molecular function: transmembrane transporter activity. Gene Ontology annotation, biological process: transmembrane transport.
ACACACACACACGCACGCACAGGCGCGCGCAAACUCGCAAUACCAUUAGCCGUUGUUGCCGCCGUGCCUGCCGAUCGAAUCGCGCACACCGUCACGCGUCGCUGCGUUCCCCCGGGUUUGCGAGCUUCUGCACUCGACGGGGAUCCCCUUGCUGGAUCAGUAAUUCGGUUGAUUUGUUGAUGGUCAUCUAACCUCGGAGGAGAUAUAUCGGCUCGCCGCGAGGACGAAACCAAGUCGUCGCCGAAGAACCCGCGGUUCCCUCAGUAAAACGCCAAGAUGGUUAAUUUCGGGAAGAGCCUGAUGGCGGACCAAUUGGAGGAGUGGAAAGAGUACUACAUUAAUUACAAAAUGAUGAAGAAAAAGGUAAAGCAGUAUGUUCAGCAAACCCAGAAUGGUGGAAGAGAUCGUGAACAGGUUCUUAAAGAGUUCUCAAGGAUGCUUGACGAUCAGAUUGAAAAGAUUGUGCUCUUUCUUCUUCAACAACAAGGCCAUCUUGCUAGCAGGAUCGAGAAAUUGGGAGAAGAGCGUGCAGUGCUUAUGGAACAAUCAGAUUCAUUCCAAAUUUCUGGUCUACGAGAGGCCUAUAGGGAGGUUGGACUUGAUCUUAUGAAACUCCUUAGAUUUGUUGAUAUGAAUGCUACCGGAAUUCGGAAGAUACUCAAAAAAUUCGAUAAGCGUUUUGGCUAUAAGUUCACAGACUAUUACGUCUCCACUCGUGCAAACCAUCCCUGUUCCCAGCUUCAGCAGAUCUUCAAGCAAGUGGGUAUUGUAGCUGUAGUUGGCGCUUUGUCGCGCAACCUUGCAUUUCUCCAAGAUCAUCAAGGAAGCUUUCCAUCCAUCUAUGAUCAUCCAUCAAUUACCUUAAAGGACCCUAUUAUAGAACAAAUAAAUCAUUCGGUACAGAAACUCACACAUGCGACAAACUUGCUGCAAUUCAUAGGACAACAUGCACUUAUCAUUCCAGAAGAUAUGCAAAGUGGCUCAGAAGAUCUUGUUGAUGACCAAAGUUACCAUUUCAUGUCACUGCUUCUGAACCUAGCUAACACAUUUCUUUACAUGGUGAACACAUACAUCAUCGUGCCAACCGCAGAUGACUAUUCAGUUAGCCUCGGAGCAGCAGCUACCGUCUGCGGCGUGAUCAUCGGAUCGAUGGCAGUUGCGCAAGUGUUCUCUUCAGUUUACUUCAGUGCCUGGUCAAAUAGGUCUUAUUUCAGACCCCUCGUGUUCAGCAGCAUUAUGCUGUUCUUGGGGAACCUGUUGUAUGCUUUGGCAUAUGAUGUGAAUUCCCUAGCUGUUCUAAUAGUUGGCCGGCUUCUCUGCGGGUUGGGUUCUGCGAGAGCAGUGAACCGUAGGUACAUCAGCGACUGUGUUCCUCUCAAAACCAGGCUGCAGGCAUCUGCAGGAUUUGUUAGUGCUAGUGCUCUUGGAAUGGCCUGUGGUCCUGCUCUUGCCGGUUUGCUGCAGACAAAAUUUAAGAUCUACGGUCUUACAUUUGACCAGAACACGUUGCCCGGGUGGAUCAUGUGUUUGGCUUGGAUUAUUUACUUGUUUUGGUUGUGGAUUUCAUUUCAAGAGCCGGACCACAUUGUUAGGGAGAAUUCAGUUGACACACCGUCGUCUGAUUCAUGUCACCAACGAAACGGUAAUUUGGAAGAUGGUUUAUCACAGCCUUUUCUCAUAGAUGCCAAAGAGAGACUGGAUGAAAAUGGAGAUGAUAAUGACGACAAUGAAGAAGACCCUGAAGACUCGCAUAAACCGGCAACAUCACUUGCUGCAGCAUACAGAUUGUUAACACCAUCUGUGAAGGUUCAGCUAUUGAUCUACUUUAUGCUCAAGUUUGCCAUGGAAAUUCUAUUGUCCGAGUCGAGUGUGGUCACUACAUUCUACUUCAACUGGUCUACAAGCACCGUGGCCAUGUUUCUAGCAGUUCUUGGGUUGACAGUUCUACCUGUAAAUGUCAUCGUUGGGAGCUAUGUUACCAACCUAUUUCAAGACAGGCAAAUUUUGGUGGCAUCAGAAAUCAUGGUCCUGAUCGGCAUAGCCAUGAGCUUCCGUUUCACCUCUCACUACUCAGUCCCACAGUACGUCUCGUCGGCUCUCAUCACGUUCGUCUUCGCCGAGGUGCUCGAAGGAGUCAACCUGUCCCUCCUUUCCCGGGUGAUGUCGUCGAGGCUCUCACGCGGAACCUACAACGGCGGGCUCCUCUCGACGGAAGCCGGGACGUUGGCCCGCGUCGCGGCGGACAUGACGAUCACUGCAGCGGGCUACCUUGGCCAGAACAGCCUCCUGAACGCAACCCUGCUUCCGUCCUUCGUGAUCUGUGUAGCUUCCAUCUUCGCGACAUUCUGCACCUACAACUCGUUGUACUGAGGAACUGUUUCUCUCCGUCUGUAUGUACAAGCAGUUGACACGGUUCCUGGCCACUGGAGAAGUGGAGGCCUGGGCGCCGGUGCAGCUAGUUGCUAUUAGUUGUCAUUGUGGAAGGUUAGGUUAUGUAGUGUAGUAGUUACAAAGUUAACAGACUGUACGAGUAUGUCCAAUAAACUCUACUGAUCAAAUGCUCCAAA